AUGGAAAAAUUUCCGUCUGCGAAGCUGGAAAAAUCGGACAAUGAAGAUCACUUUCCACAAAAUCUAUAUUACCAUUCAAGAUCAGAAGCCUUGGAAAAUAUAAUGGAAGAACCUAUGAGUGGCAAGCGGGCAAAAAAGGGUAAAGAUUUUAUAAUUAGUGACGAUAAACAAGAUAACUGUCCACCAAGGCUACGUUUCGUUUCAAAAUCUGAGGACAUGAAAAUACCUGACACUUUUCCGUCUGCUACAUUUGCACCUUGGCAUGUUGAACAAAGUAAAAAAGGAUGUGUUAAAAUUCCCGAGGAAGUACAUCGGAAGAUGGACAUUGACAAUACUGAAUACUGGACUAAAAUUCUAGAGAACAUAAAUUGGAAGAAGGACAGUGUCAAAAUUGAAGAAAUUACUAAAACUCCUGAGAAUGUAAAAUGGGAGGAUGACAUUGGCAAUAUUGGAGAAACUGUGAAGGAACAUGCUCUUCAUUUCCUUCCAGCAAAGUCACUCUACAAAUUCAGAAGUGUUUCAAAACAAUGGAAUAAGUGGAUAGAAAGUCCGUUUUUCGCCCAUCAGCAAUCUGCAUACUUCAAAUAUGUUUCUGGUCUACUAUGUCAGGUUCCUGGGGAAUCCCCUUCUUUCAUUUCGUUGGAUCGAGCUUCUUCGGGCAUUCCUAGUGACUCCCUCAGUUUCUUGCCGGAACCUGUCGAAAUCCGAACCAGCUGCAAUGGCCUGCUCUGCUGCCAGGGCCGAAUCAAGGACCAAGCCUAUUACAUCUGCAACCCUGUGACUAAGGAAUGGAAGAUGCUUCCAAUGCCACAACUCUAUCAUGGACCAGGAUCAGCUUUAGUGCUGGCUUUUGAUCCUUCUUUGCUCAAUUUCACUGCACGUUAUGAGCUUGUCUGUGCUGUUAUUCUGCCUGAUGUUCCGAUUUUAAUGUUCGAGAUUUACUCUUCAACAACGAACUCUUGGAGAACCAGUGAGACACUUUACUGCGACAUUAAUUCUGCAGGAUUGGUCGGUGAUGGAUUAUAUGUGAAUGGGUUUGCCUACUGGGUAACAUAUUCCGGUGUGGUGUUGGGAUUUCAUGUCAGCUAUGAACAUUUCGGAACUUUCAAUCUCCCACCCUGCAGUGGACUAACAAGUGGCGUUUUAACAGAGAUGCACGGGGGUUUGUUCUACCUUCUGUCGCGUAAACAAGGAGAAGAACACAAUGUUGAAGUUUAUGGAGACAUGAGUAUGGAUCUGAAGGAAGUGAUUAGCCUGAACCUGAAGCAAAUUGGAAAUGUUCUGCUUCAGAUUCGUAUUCUGAGUUUCGUGAAUGAUGAAACGCUGAUUCUUGAUGUUGGAGGUAGAAUUGUGGCUUAUAAUGUAAGGUCACAUGAGUUUGAGUGUCUGGCGGAGGUAGAUAAUGCCGGAUUUUGCAAGUAUCUGCCGUAUGUGAACAGCAUUGUUCCUGUGACUUGUUCUGCUGCUGCUGAAUGGUAUAAUUAGCCAUCUCUCUCUCUGUUUCAGUAUGGCUGCAGAUGUUUUAUUUGAUUAACAUUUUAGUAAAUAAACAGUGGACAUAGUUAUUUGUUUUUCUACUUGUAAUUGUUGGUUUAGGUACUGCUAGUUUUA
Messenger RNA from Mercurialis annua (annual mercury), 1611 nucleotides. Its product is annotated as F-box protein At5g07610-like. The transcript has 3 exons. The coding region runs from base 1 to 1485 and encodes 494 amino acids. The record is from RefSeq and is a predicted model, not a curated record. Gene Ontology annotation, molecular function: protein binding. Lineage: Eukaryota; Viridiplantae; Streptophyta; Magnoliopsida; Malpighiales; Euphorbiaceae.